GAGUUCCCUACCUAGUCCGACUUGUGUUAUAAGCUUACAAGCCUUCUCAACAUAUUAAGCCCGCGCCAAUGUCGCGCUUGCGGACAAUGUUGCUAACCAUGUGUUAUCUAACACCAGCUUUCCACUCCCUCUACGGAUAUAUUCCUAGAGUCUAAACGGAGAUUCCGGCCUCGUGCCCACCUACCGAUCUUUCGACUCAUUGCUGUCCUAUCUAUCUAAUAGCUAGAAUUAUGAGCUCCAACACUCUAAAACAAGCCGCGGAAGCAGCACGAACUAAGUCGUCUACGAUGACCAAGCAGGGUUCCGAGACAGUUACUGCCGUGGGGAAUGACUUCCUACACACACCUAUUAUGCGGGCGGCACUCCCCUUCAUUAACGGCGGAAUCUCUGGAAUGGUUGCGACGACUGUCAUCCAGCCCGUAGAUAUGGUCAAAGUCAGACUACAGCUUGCGGGCGAAGGUGUUGCAACUGGUCCGAAACCAACUCCAUUAUCAGUCACGCGGGAUAUUUUGGCGCAAGGCAAGGCUCUAGAUUUAUAUACUGGCCUCUCAGCAGGCCUUCUUCGCCAAGCCGUUUACACCACAGCAAGAUUAGGCUUCUUUGACACCUUUAUGAAAGGUCUCGCGACACGUGCUAAAGAGAAGGGUACCCAAGUCGGUUUCGCCGAGCGGGCAACUGCCGGCCUUACGGCUGGCGGAAUAGCGGCCUUCAUCGGAAACCCAGCCGAUCUUGCGCUCAUUCGAAUGCAAUCGGACGGCCUCAAGCCCAUCGCCGAGCGCAAAAACUACAAAUCCGUCAUCGACGCCUUAACCUCGAUCGUCAAGUCGGAAGGCGUCACGGCGCUAUGGGCGGGCGCCACGCCAACGGUAGUCCGCGCCAUGUCGCUGAACCUGGGCCAACUAGCGUUCUUCUCCGAAGCCAAGGCGCAACUCAAAACGCGCACCCAGUGGUCCGCCCAGUCGCAGACGCUAACCGCCAGCGCCAUCGCCGGCUUCUUCGCCUCCUUCUUCAGCCUGCCCUUCGACUUCGUCAAGACCCGGUUGCAGAAGCAGCAGCGUGGGCCCGAUGGCAGAUUGCCGUACAAGAGCAUGACGGAUUGCUUCGUGAAAGUCGCAAGGCAGGAGGGCCUCACGCGCUUUUACCGCGGUUUCGGCACGUACUAUGUGCGCAUUGCGCCUCAUGCCAUGGUGACUCUUAUCGUCGUGGAUUACCUAGGCUUUUUGACCAGGUAAAUGAGAGGCAUAUAAAAUGAUGCGAUAGGCCCACUUUAUUAUGCACACCUACAUCUCGCUUCGUUGCGACGGUUGCGUACCUACAUACCUAGCCUAACAAGUAUCUUUGCGGAACUGUUCAUCUUAUCUAAUGGAAAGUUUGUUUUGGAAGGGAGAGGACAGACGGGAGACGG
Hypoxylon fragiforme is the source of this 1405-nucleotide messenger RNA. RefSeq names its product mitochondrial carrier. The transcript has 2 exons. Gene Ontology annotation, molecular function: oxoglutarate:malate antiporter activity. The coding region runs from base 231 to 1232 and encodes 333 amino acids. The record is from RefSeq and is a predicted model, not a curated record. Lineage: Eukaryota; Fungi; Ascomycota; Sordariomycetes; Xylariales; Hypoxylaceae. Gene Ontology annotation, biological process: transmembrane transport.